AUUAUUAUUUAAUUAAUUUAAAUAUUUAUAUGUAUUAUCAAGUACAUGAAUGUAAACCAAACCAACAAAGGGGUUCCCUAACAAUAUAGAAGUGCAGGUCUUCAGAAAUGGAGUUAGGGGGUUUUGCAUCUGAACUCUUCAUAUAUUUUUUUCAAAUUGUGAUAUAAAGUCAAAAUAAUUUUUUGGGGGGGGAAUCAAAAUCUAACCUUUUUCUUAUAUCGCCCAGUCCUACGUAUAUAACGGCGAGCCCUACUUGCCGCGACCAGAAGGUGCCUACCCCAUGCUGGGUAAUCUUUUCAACAACAGAAUGAAGGGGGGAGUAAAUGAUGAUGUGACGAUAACGGCCUACAUCGCUGCUGCCCUGCUCGAACUGGAAAUGCCAGUUAAGGAAGUCACCAUGGCGUUUUUAAAGUCCUCCGUUAGUGACGUCUCCAACACCUACGCCACCGCUCUGCGUGCCUACACCUUCAGCCUGGCAGGAGAAGAGGAGCACAGAGAUCAGCUGCUCAAACACCUGGACACUGUAGCCACAUCAGAUGGGGGCCUCCUGCACUGGUCCAAGUCCUCAUCGGAGAAAGCUGAUUCGCUGGCGGUGGAGACGAGCUCUUACGUGCUGCUGGCGGUACUCACCAAGCCCACGCUGACGACUGCUGACUUGGGCUACGCUGCCAAGAUCGUCAACUGGCUGGUGAAGCAGCAGAACCCAUAUGGAGGCUUCUCUUCCACACAGGACACGGUGGUUGCCCUGCAGGCUCUGGCUCUGCACGCCACCAAGGUCUUCAGCCCAGGCGGCUCCAGCACCGUCACAGUGCAGGCAGCAGGGGGCGCCAAACAGCAGUUUGAUGUGAACCAGCACAACACCUUGCUGUACCAGGAGAGGGCGCUGCAGGACGUCCCUGGGAAAUACAGCGUGGAGGUCAAGGGGUCGGCAUGUGCAUCUGUAGGGGUGGCUCUUUUCUACAACAUCCCCACCCCCAGUGUCCACUCCACCUUGACCAUCAUUGCUCAGGCCACGCCCAUGACGGAGGGAGAGUGCAACAAGGCUACUGGACAGACCUUCAACCUGGUUAUCAAAGUCCAGUGA
Messenger RNA from Engraulis encrasicolus (European anchovy), 1084 nucleotides. RefSeq names its product alpha-2-macroglobulin-like protein 1. The transcript is spliced from 6 exons. Lineage: Eukaryota; Metazoa; Chordata; Actinopteri; Clupeiformes; Engraulidae. The record is from RefSeq and is a predicted model, not a curated record. The coding region runs from base 281 to 1084 and encodes 267 amino acids.